CUGAGGAAUAUUCAACAGUUAACACCAACAACAACAUUCAAACGCUAUCCUAACGACAUAAAUUUAGCGAUAAUAUUUUGUUUUUAUGUGUACAUAUAGUUAUGAAAAUAUUAAGAAAAUUCAAGUAUGCCGCGUUGAAUUGUCUUGCCUAAAUAGACGUUCUUUUACUUGAUUCUGACAGCAAGGCGUUUACAGAAUGACGUCUCACUCUGACCCGGAAUCACAACAACAGCCACCGCUGAUAGCUUUCUCGUCUCGCUAAUUUCCCUUCAAAGCGUAUUAUUAUUAUUUAUUAUUUAGCUACCCAAAAACACCAUAAACUCUCGCAGCGACUACAGCAGGCUAGUCACCCGCAGCGGCGAUGGGCAACCAGCUAGCGGGCAUCGCCCCGUCGCAGAUCUUGUCGGUGGACAGCUACUUCUCGGACAUCCACGAUCACGAGUACGACAAGAGCCUUGGCAGCACGCGCUUCUUCAAGGUGGCGCGCGCCAAGCACCGCGAGGGCAUGCUGGUGGUCAAGGUCUUCGCCAUCCAGGACCCCUCGCUGCCGCUGGGCAGCUACAAGCAGGAGCUGGAGGAGCUGAAGAUUCGCCUGCACUCCUGCCACAACUGCCUGCCCUUCCAGAAGACCUCGCUGACGGAGAAGGCCGCCAUCCUCUUCCGCCAGUACGUGCGCGACAACCUCUACGACCGAAUCAGCACGCGGCCCUUCCUCAACGACGUGGAGAAGCGCUGGCUGGCCUUCCAGAUCCUGACCGCCGUGGAUCAGGCGCACAAAGCCGGCGUGCGGCACGGCGACAUCAAGACGGAGAAUGUGAUGGUGACCAGCUGGAACUGGGCGCUGCUGAGCGACUUCGCCAGCUUCAAACCCACCUACCUGCCCGAGGACAACCCGGCCGAUUUCAACUACUUCUUCGACACGUCGCGCCGGCGCACCUGCUACAUCGCGCCAGAGCGCUUCGUGGACGGGAGCAUGUUUGCUGCCGAGAGCGACCAGAACACACCAUUGGUGGACCUGAGCAGCGGCAAUCAGAGGAGCAGGGGCGAGCUCAAGCAGGCCAUGGACAUCUUCUCUGCAGGCUGCGUGAUCGCCGAGCUCUUCACGGAGGGCGUCCCGCUCUUCGAUCUGUCUCAGCUGCUAGCGUACCGCAAAGGGCUCUUCCAGACGGAGCAAGUCCUGGAAAAAAUUGAGGACCGCAGCAUCCGCGAGCUGGUGGCCCAGAUGGUUCAACGGGAACCGGAACGGCGCUUGGCGGCCGAGGACUACCUGAAGCAGCAGCGAGGGAAAGCCUUCCCCGACAUCUUCUACACGUUUCUUCUGCCGUACAUGGCGCAGUUCGCCAAAGACACGUUCCAGUCGGCCGACGAAAGGAUACUGGUCAUACGCAAAGACCUGGACAACAUUCUGCACAACCUCAGAGACACCUCCCAUGACGCGGACGAGGGUCGAGUUAGCGCCAAGGAGCAGCAAGGCCUGACGGUGCUGGCGUCGGUCAUCACAUCCUGCCUGCAGACGCUCCACUCGUGCGACUCCAAGCUGGCGGCGCUGGAGCUGGUCCUCCACCUGGCGCCGCGUCUGGGCGUGGACAUCCUGCUAGACCGCAUCACGCCCUACCUGCUGCACUUCUGCAACGACCCGGCGCCGCGGGUUCGCGCCCAGGCCGUGCGGACCCUCACCAAGGUGCUGGCGCUGGUCAAGGAGGUGCCGCGGAACGACGUCAACAUCUACCCGGAGUACAUCUUGCCGGGGAUCGCUCACCUGGCGCAGGACGACGCUACCAUCGUCAGGCUGGCGUACGCGGAAAACGUGGCGCACCUGGCCGAAAGCGCCCUCCGCUUCCUGGAGUUGGUGCAGGAGAGCAACGUCAGUGCGGAUCAGGACGGCAACGGCGAGGAGACGGAGGAAACGCUACACCCCAACGACAACUACGACUCAGAGUUGCAGGCGCUCCACGAGAUGGUGCAGCAGAAGGUGGUGACUCUGCUGAGCGACUCUGAGAACGUGGUCAAGCAGUCGCUAAUGGAGAACGGCAUCACGCGACUCUGCGUCUUCUUCGGCCGGCAGAAGGCCAACGACGUGCUGCUCUCGCACAUGAUCACCUUCCUCAACGACAAGAACGACUGGCACCUGCGCGGCGCCUUUUUCGACAGCAUCGUGGGCGUGGCGGCGUACGUGGGCUGGCAGAGCUCGGCCAUCUUGAAGCCGCUCCUCCAGCAGGGUUUGAGCGACACAGAGGAGUUCGUCAUCUACAAGGCGCUCAACGCGUUGACGUGCAUGUGCCAGCUGGGUCUGCUGCAGAAGCCGCACAUCUACGAGUUUGUCGGCGAUAUCGCGCCCUUCCUGUGCCACCCCAACCUGUGGAUCCGUUACGGCGCGGUGGGUUUCAUCACGGUGGUCGCCCAGCACCUCAACGUGGCCGACGUCUACUGCAAGCUGAUGCCGCACCUCAACCCCUUCGUCACGCAGCCCAUCAUCCAGAUCGACAAGGAGCUGGUCCUGCUGAGCGUCCUGAAGGAGCCGCUGAGUCGCUCCAUUUUCGACUACGCGCUGCGCUCUAAGGACAUCGCCAGCCUCUUCCGCCACCUGCUGCUGCGGCAGAAGAAGCGGGCCGGGUCCAUCCCGGCGUGCCCGCCUCCCGAAGACCCCGCCGUGGCUCAACUUCUCAAGAAGCUGCUCUCGCAGGGAAUGACGGAGGCGGAGGAGGACAAGCUGCUAGCCCUCCGAGACUUUAUGCUAAAGUCCAACAAGGCUAAAGCUAACAUGGGCGAACAGACGCAUCUGGGCGAGGCGGCUCAGACCGGCGUGGUGGACUUGGCCUUGCUAGGCAUCAGCGGACGGCAAGUGGACCUCGCCAAGCCCAAGGGCGAGCCAGACGACAAACGAGCGAGGAAGCACACCAAGCAGGAUUCCAUCAUGAACGAGGAAUGGAAGAGCAUGUUCGGAUCACAAGAACCCGCCUCUAACGCCAACGCCGCCGCCACGCAGGCUUCUACGGUUCCCGACGGGCCUUCCGGACAAUCCCGAAAGAACCCGGCGGCGACGCCGGCGACGCAACAGUCGGCGACGAGCGGCCUGGCGUACCAGCGUCGCGCCAACACUUGCAAGGUGGAGCUUCAGCAGCUGGUCCAGCAGAAGCGCGACCAGUGCAGCGCCGAACGCAUGGCCAAGCAGAUGAUGGAAAGCGCCGAGUGGGAGAGUCGGCCGCCGCCGCCCGGGUGGCACCCCAAGGGUCUCCUGGUGGCUCACCUGCACGAGCACAAGGCGGCGGUCAACCGCAUCCGCGUGUCGGACGAGCACGCCAUCUUCGCCACGGCGUCCAACGACGGCGCCGUCAAAGUGUGGGACAGCCAGAAGAUGGAGGGCAAGACCACCACCACCAGGUCGGUGCUGACGUACUCGCGGGUGGGCGGCCACGUCAAGACGCUCACCUUCUGCCAGGGAUCGCACUACCUGGCCGUGGCGUCUGACAACGGCGCCCUUCAGCUGCUGGCCGUGGAGGCCAAUAAGCCGCCAAAGUCGCCAAAAGUCCAACCCUUCCAGACCAGGUCUCUGAACCUCCAAGAGGACGGCUGCGCAGUGGACCUGCAGCAUUUUAACUCGGGCGCUCAGUCGGUGCUAGCGUACGCCACGGUCAACGGCUCGCUAGUGGGCUGGGACCUUCGCUCCAACGCCGACGCCUGGACGCUUCGCCACGACCUGCGACUGGGGCUCAUCACCUCCUUCAGCGUGGACAUGCACCAGUGCUGGCUCUGCCUCGGCACGAGCAGCGGCACCAUGGCGUGCUGGGACAUGCGCUUCCAGCUGCCCAUCUCCAACCACACACACCCGGCCCGCGCCCGCAUCCGACGCCUGCUCAUGCACCCGCUGUACCAGUCGUCGGUCAUCGCCGCCGUUCAGGGUAACAACGAGGUGUCCAUGUGGGACAUGGAGACCGGAGAUCGCAAGUUCACGCUGUGGGCCAGUUCGGCGCCUCCGCUCUCGGAGUUGCAGCCAUCGCCUCACAGCGUACACGGCAUCUACUGCAGUCCGGCAGACGGGAAUCCUCUGCUGCUCACCGCCGGCUCCGACAUGAGGAUCAGGUUCUGGGAUCUGGCGUACCCGGAGAGGUCCUACAUCGUGGCGGGCGGAGCCAACGACUCCCUGCACUGCCCUUCCGUCCUGUACAGCCGGAAGAUCAUCGAAGGCACCGAAGUGGUGCAGGAAAUCCACAGCAAACAAAAAAGCGGCGCCGCCGAAGACUCGCCACGGCGCGGCCCCGACUCGCUUCCCGUAGGCCAUCACGACAUCAUCACCGACAUCGCCACCUUCCAAACCACGCAAGGUUUCAUCGUCACUUCGUCCAGGGACGGCAUCAUCAAAGUCUGGAAGUGAAAAAGUUGCUCGCCCCGUCCCCAAAAAACUGGUAUCAAAAAAAAAAAUCGUGCUGUACAUAUUUUGUUUGAUAGUUUGAACAUGUGAAGUCGCGAGACCGAAUAAACGCCGAUGUUGUAACUCCGCCUCCGAAAAUGCCAGAGUUUGAUUUCUUUUACAACGCUCAAACUUUAGUUUUAACACAAUUAUUUUUCUGCUUUAUUAUUUAUACGCUAUAAUUAAUAGUGUAUGUUAACACAGAUUUUAAAAAAUUGCCAUUGACGUCAAAUUGGAUUGGACGUCUGUUGCUGUCAAUGGUAGUGAAUGAGUUCAUAUUAAAUUUUUUCUGUUGUUGUCAGUGUUAUAAAUGAUUUAAGAAAUACUAAUAAUUGAAAUACUCUUUAAAAAAUAAUUUUGUAUAUUCAUAAAAUUAAUAAAACAAAAACUAAUAUAAUC
Molecule: messenger RNA, 4807 nt
Organism: Corythoichthys intestinalis (scribbled pipefish)
Lineage: Eukaryota; Metazoa; Chordata; Actinopteri; Syngnathiformes; Syngnathidae
Gene: pik3r4
Product: phosphoinositide-3-kinase, regulatory subunit 4
Exons: 20
Coding region: 362-4372 (1336 amino acids)
Biological process (GO): late endosome to vacuole transport; autophagy of peroxisome; macroautophagy
Cellular component (GO): nucleus-vacuole junction; phosphatidylinositol 3-kinase complex, class III, type I; late endosome
Molecular function (GO): ATP binding; protein serine/threonine kinase activity; protein binding
Source: RefSeq, a predicted model, not a curated record